Messenger RNA from Aureobasidium melanogenum CBS 110374, 2592 nucleotides. RefSeq lists its product as uncharacterized. NCBI's taxonomy places the organism in Eukaryota, Fungi, Ascomycota, Dothideomycetes, Dothideales, Saccotheciaceae. The coding region runs from base 1 to 2592 and encodes 863 amino acids. Gene Ontology annotation, cellular component: Golgi medial cisterna; Golgi trans cisterna; membrane. The record is from RefSeq and is a predicted model, not a curated record. The transcript is spliced from 5 exons.
AUGGGCGCCGUCCAGAGUGACCUCAAGUCCAACAUUGUCCAGGCCUCAUCCGGCGAUGUUGCCAUUCCCCCCACCUUGACCGAAUUCUGGCAGACUUUCUGGCAACGACCAGAAACCGCCGAACAUGUCUUCGAGACCAUUACUCCAUCCGACCUGCGCACAAUGCGCGACGACCCCAAAUCCUUCAAGAACUUCGAAACCUUGAUUCUGACUCUGUCUCUUCACUUGAUCGACCUGCGCUGGGCCGAGGACUCUCUCUUUGAAAAAGAUGCUGCUGCCUUUAUUCGUGAGGCUCUUAAUUGCGUCCGCACUCUUACCCGCGUCCUCCCUUUCGUCUACGAGUGUGAUCGCUUGUCCGCCUGGGAGCAGUCCUUCUUCUGGGAGCCCACAGACAAGCUGUCUCCCCCCACCAUCUCCCGAAACAUCUCUGGUGAAUCCACCACGGCAGAGACUCUGGACCACUCGGGCAGCUCCUCACACCGCGACUCCUCGAGAUGCCUCGGAGUCGAGCUCAUUGACACCCUUUUGGAUCUGGCUUUCUGGUCAGGCUUCACACUCCCUAUCAACAUGAACGGCAAAAACGGUCCUACUUAUGGCUUUUGGCAAAGUGGAAUCGCUUACGAGCGACGCUUGGAAACUAGCAAAGAAUUUGAGAGCAGGAGGACUGAGAUCAUGCAACUUCUUCUGGUUCUUGAGAGCAAAUGCAUCUACAAGCCUGCUAACGCCUUCACCACUUUUGGCUGUGAGGCAAUUGAUUUCAUCUCGAAUCAUCACGAUCGCAAGAAGGUCCAAUACCUCCUGUGCUCGCUUUUGAACACAGUCUUGAAGUAUCAACCCGACGCUCGCUAUCUCUCACCAUCACCUAGAGAGGUGCAUGAAACCCAUGUUCGCACUUGCCUCCAUUUCCUACAGGUCAAUCUUCUCAACAGAGCACCUUGGGCUGAAGGCUCUGCUCCACCAGACAACCGGUUCCGUGAUCUUUUUUCUCACCUCCACAAAGCAACCCACCUACAAUUCCUAGCCGACGGAAUACUUAAAAUACUGCGGCAGCCGCUCGAAGCAAACAGUAACGGAUUGAACAUUGUACAGAGACCCCUUGUCUGGGCCCAUGAGAUCAUCCCUCUCUUGUGGGAGUCUCUAUACUCGAACAAGUAUUUCCGUGCAUUCAUCUGUGAAACUGGUCGCCAGUUCGAGCUGACCGUGUUCCUCCUGUUCUAUAUUUUGGACCCUAAUAAGAAUGUAGAAGGAGUAAAACGAGUGAGUCUGCUAUGUGUACAGACAAUGAGCGAGAAUCCCGAGUACGCCAUCUCCUUGAACAAGCAAUUCGAGGGUCAUGAUAAUCUUCCGUCGUUCAUGCAAAUCAAGAAUUUCCACGGUUCUUAUGCCGACUAUCUAUUCACUUGGCUACUUACUCUUCUGAGACCCAAUAAAAAUGGCCAUUUGGACGCCAUGGCUGCUGCGCUAGUCGGAAUUAUCGUUAAUGUGUCUCCAUACAUUUCCCACCUUGGCCGAGCAACAAGUCUAAAACUGAUCCAACUUGUGGACCUGUAUACACGAAACUCUCUAUCGACUAGCGUCGAGAUGAAUGCCAUGGUCUUGACUCACAUGGUCCGCGCGGUCAACUCGAUGCUGGAAGAACACAAACCUGGAACAGAAAACGAGAACUUACUCUGGGCCAUCUGGAAAUACGGGACUACCUUUGAACAUCUAGCGGACCUCAGAAUGGAGGUCGAUCCAAGCUUCAAACAAGUGAUGGAGCAGAUCCGCGAAAGCGGUAUCAUCGAGCCUAUGUUGUGUCCGGAUGGCACUGUGCUCCAUCCCUUGAUCGCGGCUAGUGAUAUAGCCAACUUGGACAAAGACAAGGCUCCUCGACCACGUCUAGGCAGGGGACGCACAUGGCUAGAACUUCGUGAUAUUUACAAUCCAGCAACAUCUCCCGUGGUGCCUCCGGUAGAUGAUAUGCCGCCACCGAACGGAGAUAAUGUCGCAGAAAAACAACCCUCGGUAUCUUCAAGGGCUGUGGGUAAACAACCCGAAAAGGGCAAGGAGUCUGCAGAUUUCGAAGAGGAAAAGGCAAGAGCGCUGACCUCACCAACCACAGACAUGGAGAUAGUCCGAACGUGGGUACCACAAAUGCCUCUUCUCACAACAUUGUCGCUGCUCCUGGCGCUACAAGCAUGGACAGCGAAGUUGUUGGAGGAUAGAGGUAUGGAGGGCAGCCAAGAAGCUGUAGACGGGCUGGGCAUGGAUGAAGUGCUACAACCAGUAAGGAACUUGGGUCAUAUCUCCGUGGAGACGACGACUCGAAACAUCCACACGUUCCCCAUGACAGCUCCCUUCUCGGAAGCGUACGCGGCUUUCUACUGGGGUCUUGUUGUCUCCCAGGACUUGCAACAUGCGUCGACUUCUGGAAGCGGUAUCUGGAGCAGCACAAACGUCAGAUUGUUCAAGAUUCGGGCUGGCGAGGUUGUGCCGCCAAGCUUGUUGAGUCCCAAGGGAGCAGUGGAUGCACUUGGAGAGAGCUUGGUAAGUGGAGUACAAAAUCUGGCAUUGAAGUUUCGACAGCAGCUGAACGGUGGCUCUGAGGCAUGA